UGUACACACACACACAGACAUGUACAUACACACAGAGAAACAUGUACACACACACACACGUAUACACACAGGCACAUACACAUGCAUACACACAGAUACAUGUACAUGUACAAAUCACAGAAUACAUGCACACAACACACACACACACCAUAAAAAGUUGCAGUACUUCGUUGUUCACUCACAGAGCUGGGUACUGCACUCUAGGGGGAGGCAGAGAGCACAGCACACACUCCUUCCUUUGCUUUCACUGCGCUCAGCUAUUGAGCAGUCUGAUGGCUCCCAGUGCCAAUGACAGAUCCGGCCUGAGCUCCGAGCCUGCUCAGAAAGACAGCCCUGGGGGACACACUCGCCCCCACUAUAAUUUCCACUAGCCAUUGGCAAGCAGGCGAGUGGAAAUUUCAAGCCCUG
Messenger RNA from Staurois parvus, 408 nucleotides. Lineage: Eukaryota; Metazoa; Chordata; Amphibia; Anura; Ranidae. The record is from the annotation of a GenBank genome assembly.